Paramecium sonneborni is the source of this 1479-nucleotide messenger RNA. The record is from the annotation of a GenBank genome assembly. Lineage: Eukaryota; Ciliophora; Oligohymenophorea; Peniculida; Parameciidae.
AUGUAAAUUAGAAGACCAUUAAUUUAGAAAAAAGACCUUAGAAAAGAUUUCAAGAAAUAAGAAUAAAAUCUACCAGAUUUAUCUGAUAAAUUUAAGAAGGUUUUUGAAAUUUGUGGAGAUGAAAUAAUAUCUUACCUCAAUAAAAAAGAAUAAUUGCAAUUAAGAUCAGGUUAUAUUUCAUUUUAACUUUUAGCUUGUAGAAUUUCAUUUUAUAUGGUGUAAAGCUAUUAAGUAUGGAAUAUGAUGAUUUUUGAUAGUGAUCAAAUUAGCUAAGCUACAACAAAUGAUUCAAAUAUGAAAGAAAGCUUUUUGAAAAAUUCAUUUUAUUCUAAGGUAGGAAAAUCACGUCCAUCAACUCAAGAGACAAUAUAGAAAGAAUAAUGGUUGGUUAAACCUGUAAAUUAUAAUCCACCUUAGAAAAAGUUAUUAUUUUUAAAAAAUAAAAAUAAGAUUGAAGAUAAUAUCCUUGUAUUAUGUUAAAUUUAAAUUAGUCUGAUGAAGAUCUUAAAUAAACUAUCACAAUUUGGACACUUAAUUUAAAUAGUCUUGAAAAAUAAAUAAACAUUGCAAAAAUAUAAACUGACAGUUUUAUUUAAGAAAUCACAUUAUGGACUGAUCACAUAAAUUUAUUGCAGGAAUUUUAGAAAGAAUAUUAACUUGAACAUGUUAGUAAAAUCCUUUAGUUAUUGAAAUAAAAAUCUAUAAUAGAUGUGAGUUUAGAUAGGAAGAGAAAAAUCAUAUAAGAUAUCUUUAACUUAUUAUUAAAUGAUUUUGAACUAAAAAAAAAUUAUUCAAUUGAUAUUUAGAUACUAAAACCUGUUUGUCAAAGAUUGUUAUAAGUUAAGUUAGCAGACUUUUAAUAAGAGAUUCCAAAUCAAUUAUGGCCUAAAAUAGAUUAGAUUUAAAAUUAAUUUGAUAAGAUUUUUAAUAUAAGGAAAGAAUUCUUUUUUAUGAAAUUAUUUUAGAUAACUUAAAAAAUAUUUUCUAUUAAUUUAAGUUGGAUAGUUGAUUUUUCAAAAUAUGAAUUAAAUCUUAGUUUAUUAGAAUAAUUUUAAUAGUUUCUAAUAUAAUUAGUAAAAUUAUCAUUUUCUAUCACUAGAUUUAAAGACAUUCUUUUGGAGAAAAAAAAUUUAAUUAAAAUUAAAUUCAACAUUCAUAAAAUGAACUUUAUUUUUAGACUUACAAAAAAUCAAUAGAUGAUAUAGUGAAAAUGCUAAAGCUUAAUAAAAAACUUUAUGAUAGCUAAAGAGAAAACCUCUAAGUAUAAACAAUGUUAUAAAAUUACAAACAAUAAACUUUUGAUUAAUUUUAAGAAAAGCAAUAAUGGGCUUAAAUUUAUGUAAUAAACUUACUAUUAAUUAGAAAACUUGGAAAGAAAAAUAUUAAAACAUAAAAAAAUUAUAGUAAGAUGAACCAGAAUCACAAGAAGGAAUAAGUUUUGGGUUUUUUUAGACUAAAAUGAGUUGGAGUAUAUAAUGA